This is a messenger RNA of Xylaria bambusicola, 803 nucleotides long. RefSeq lists its product as uncharacterized. Lineage: Eukaryota; Fungi; Ascomycota; Sordariomycetes; Xylariales; Xylariaceae. The record is from RefSeq and is a predicted model, not a curated record. The coding region runs from base 111 to 536 and encodes 141 amino acids. The transcript has 3 exons.
UAUGUCAAGCAUCCGAUGAGCUUUGCACCUUCAUGUGCCAACAUUUCCCAUUUGAUAAUGACUACUGCCGUGGCUAGGCACGCACCACAUCCUGGUCCCGGUUUUAUUGAAUGAAGCAACCAAUAUGUAUGUUGUUGCACCCCCUAUUGGCUCCUUGGGUGUCGCGACGCAUCUCCAGCAGUAGAAUCAGGAGUGCGUGGCAAAGGAACGCUACGCAAGCUCCAUUUAAACGCAAAGCAGAUAGCAUGAUCUGGAAGUAUAAAUAUAUAUCGUGGCCAAAAAUAUACGCCAGACAGUUCAGCGGCAUGUGCAGCUACAUCACACAUCUGAGAACCUGCUGCUUAUGCGCCGAGGAGGAAACUAUUCUCAUAUCUGAGAAGCCAUGCUCGGCAACUAAGAAAGGCAUUUUCGGUUCUUGCGGGAGAGGCAUCAAAAACAGGCGCAAAACUAACGAGUCGCUCUACCAAUGUUGGAACUGCAGGCACAAUGUCAACUGGGUUGUAUAUAGGCGGUCGCUAAGGAUGAACAUGACAUGAACAACUCCCGCAUAUUUUGACAUUCUAUAUUUCAAUCAAGCAUCACACAGUCGAUGAAGAGCCAGGUAACCCUUGGCGAAACGGAUAAGGAGGGUUACUGCGUCACAGCGAGCCAUGGCGCAAAGGGAGGUGGUUUUCUAGGACCAAAAUGAGCUUUGAAGCGAACACGAUGCCGACGAUGGCAUGAAAAGCCGACUUCUUUUCUCCCACUUUCGUGUGAAGGAGUCGUGGGAGCGGCAAUGUCACAAUGAGACCUUUUCUUCCGCA